Molecule: messenger RNA, 1590 nt
Organism: Rhizoctonia solani
Lineage: Eukaryota; Fungi; Basidiomycota; Agaricomycetes; Cantharellales; Ceratobasidiaceae
Product: cytochrome P450 family protein
Exons: 13
Coding region: 1-1590 (529 amino acids)
Molecular function (GO): heme binding; monooxygenase activity; oxidoreductase activity, acting on paired donors, with incorporation or reduction of molecular oxygen
Source: RefSeq, a predicted model, not a curated record
AUGGACUCGUUUACUCUUGCUAGUGUACUUGUAGGAGUUGGGUGGUUUCUCUUGUGGCUUCGGUCCAAAUCUUCUAUCCCAUACCCCCCGGGUCCUAGCGGGAAUCUACUCUUUGGAUCCGCUCUCGAGCUCCGGAAGUCUAAGGCGUUUUGGCUCAAUUUUGCACAAUGGUCAAAGGAAUAUGGCCCAAUCAUGACAAUUCGCAUGGCCUAUCGCAGUUUGUUUGUAGUAGAUGAUCCGAAUGUUGCAGUUUCGCUGUUUGAAAAGAAAGCCUCACAAUACUCGGACAGAUACGUCAGUGAAUUGGCUAAGCUAGGAGAGUGGGAUCAUGACAUCAUCUUUAUUGAGUAUGGCCCCACUUUAAAACAUUACCGCACACUCCUCCAGAAGGCGCUUAACAAUCGAGUUGCCCUCGACUAUCUCCCACUACAGGAACACGAGGUAAAGCGACUUUUGCGACGGCUAUAUGAGACUCCCGAACAAUUUAUGGAACAUGUUCAUCUAAUGGCAGGAAGUGUGGCGAUUCGAAUGGUAUAUGGUUACAAGGUUGAUUCCGCUCAAGAUCCACUCGUUCAGUCUGCAGAAAAGGUCAUGUCGAUAUUUUCCGAUAUCAUGACUCCAGGUAGAUGGAUGAUUGAGGUUUUUCCCUUCUUACGAUAUCUUCCUACCUGGUUUCCUGGGACUGCCUUUCAUCAAAUGGUUGCAUCCAGUCGGCCUGUCCUUCACUCUUUUGCGGAAAAUACAUUUACUUUCGUCAAAUCAGAAUCGCUGAAAGGAACGGCUGAGCCAUCCUUUACUUCCAAGCUUCUUGAAUCAGACAGUAGCGAAGGAAUAACGAGCGAAGAAGAACUACACGUUAAACGUAUUGCGUCUUCAUUGUACGGUGCAGCAUCCGAUACCACAGUAUCUGCGGUCAAAUCAUUCUUUCUCGCAAUGACUCUAUACCCCGAUGUUCAAGCUAAAGCACAAUCAGAAAUCAGCACUUAUUUCGAUCAAACUCAGCUUUCGAAGGGUCGAUUCGUUACCAUGGACGAUAGGGACAAGUUACCAUAUACCAGUGCACUUGUUCGAGAGCUACUGCGCUGGCAUCCGGUAGCUAACCUUACCGCGCACAGAUCGUGUGGGAAAGAUGACAAUAGUGUUGUAGUUGGGGAGAAUGUUUAUCGGAUUCCAGCAUAUUCAAUCGUUAUCGUGAACAUGUGGAGUAUGCUCCAUAAUCCUAGCGUUUAUCCCGAUCCUGGGAAAUUUAUACCGGAGCGGCACCUUGUAGAAAAUCCGCCGCCAGCUCCUGAAUUAUAUGCAUUUGGAUUUGGUAGACGGAUGUGCCCUGGGACCCAUGUCGCCCAGCAGUCUAUGUGGCUCUCAAUCAGCAAUAUUCUAGCUAACUUUACUAUUACUAAAGCUAAAGACGAGAAUGGAGCCGAAAUUAUACCAAAGGAGGAAUACACAAACGAAGUCAUUAGAUCUGGAAAUAACGGUUUUACUGAUAGCCACCCGGCACCAUUUAAAUGCAAGAUCACGCCCCGUGAAGGAUGGGAAAAGUGGUCAACAGAAACCGGUGUGCCGGCGCAUGGUUCAGAUACGGAUUAA